Molecule: messenger RNA, 3210 nt
Organism: Caretta caretta (loggerhead turtle)
Lineage: Eukaryota; Metazoa; Chordata; Testudines; Cheloniidae
Gene: TGM2
Product: transglutaminase 2
Biological process (GO): peptide cross-linking
Cellular component (GO): mitochondrion
Molecular function (GO): protein-glutamine gamma-glutamyltransferase activity
Source: RefSeq, a predicted model, not a curated record
AGAACAACUAGUGAGGGUGGGAGGAGAUAAACCAUCAGCUCUUUUUUCGUAGCUGCAGGCACUCCAAGCAGAGUAAGAGGGAUUCCAGGGCUGGACACCAUGGCUGAAGAUCUGGUGCUGGAAUCAUGCAACCUGGAGUGUGAGAGCAACAAUCAGAACCAUAUGACAGCUGACAUGGGCAACCAGCAGCUCGUUGUGAGGAGGGGACAGUCUUUCACCAUCACGCUGCUCUUCACUGGAAGGGGUUAUGAGGAAGGAGUGGAUAAACUUGCUCUCAACGUAGAGACAGGGCCGUGCCCCAUCGAGUCGUCGGGAACCAAGUCCCAUUUCCCCGUCUCCGAUGCCCUCCAGGCAUCAGAAUGGAGCGCAGUCGUGGACCAUCAGGACGGAACCUCUCUCUCCUUGUUGAUCUACUCCCCUCCUGACGCCCGGAUCGGCCGCUAUACCCUGACUCUGGAGGCCUCUAUGGGAUACCAAGGCACCAGCUUCAGGCUCGGAGAGUUCAUCUUGCUCUUUAACCCUUGGUGUCCAGACGACUCCGUCUUUCUCGAGUUUGAAGACCAGCGGUGUGAGUUCGUGCUGACGCAGCAGGGCCUCAUCUACCAGGGAUCUCUGAAGUUCAUCGUCCCUAUUCCCUGGAAUUUCGGACAGUUUGAAGAUGACAUUGUGAACAUCUGCCUUCAGCUGCUGGAUACAAACCCCAAAUUCCUUCGAGACCAAAACCGAGACUGCUCCCGCCGCAAUGACCCCGUUUACAUUGGCCGAGUCGUGAGCGCCAUGGUGAAUUGCAAUGAUGAUCAGGGGGUGCUCGCAGGGCGCUGGGACAAUAAGUAUGAGGAUGGGAUGAGCCCCAUGUCCUGGAUAGGGAGCGUGGACAUUCUCAGGAGGUGGAGGAAGUAUGGAUGCCAGCCAGUCCGAUAUGGCCAGUGCUGGGUCUUUGCGGCAGUGGCAUGUACAGUCCUGAGAUGUUUGGGAAUUCCCACCCGUGUGGUGACCAAUUAUAACUCCGCCCACGAUACCAACAGCAACUUGGUCAUUGACCGUUACCUAGACGAAAUGGGAAACCUGCAGAAGACAUCCAAAGACAUGAUAUGGAAUUUCCAUUGCUGGGUGGAGUCCUGGAUGACCCGGCCCGACUUGCCCCCUGGCUGUGAUGGAUGGCAGGCUUUGGAUCCAACUCCUCAGGAGAAGAGCGAAGGGGCUUACUGCUGUGGGCCAGCUCCAGUCAAAGCCAUCAAGGAAGGUGAACUGAGGCUGAAUUACGACAUCCCAUUUGUCUUUGCGGAGGUGAAUGCGGAUGUGGUUUAUUGGGUGCUGCAAAAGGAUGGCUCCAGAAAGAAGACCAUCCACUCUUCUACCGUAGGAAAGAACAUGAGCACAAAAAGCGUGGGCAAAGAUACCAGAGAAGACAUUACCCACAACUACAAGUAUCCUGAGGGAUCCGACCAAGAAAGGGAAGUGUUUGCAAAAGCAGAACUCCAGAAAAGUUACCUGACUGAGGAGGAGAAGGGGGUGAGCAUCAAGAUCAAGGUGUCCGAGGGCAUGAACAAUGGCUGCGAUUUUGACGUCUACGCGGUCAUCAGCAACAACACCGAGACCGAACGGCUCUACAGGCUCAUGUUCUGUGCCCGGACCACCAGUUACAAUGGAGUCAUGGGCCCUGAGUGUGGGAUGAAGGAUCUUCUUAAUGUCAUUCUCCUACCCCAUGCAGAAAAGACCGUGCCCCUGCGUAUUCUGUAUGAGAAGUACGGCAGCUGCCUGACACAAGACAACAUGAUCAAGCUGAUGGCCCUCCUGAUUGAAUACCAGACCGGAGAGAUCAUCCUUGGGGUCCGAGACAUCUACAUAAAGAACCCGGAUAUUAAGAUUAGGAUUUUAGGGGAACCAAUGCAGAAGCGGAAGCUGGUGGCAGAUCUCACCCUGACUAACCCCCUCUCAACCCCUCUGAGCGGCUGCGUGUUCACCCUGGAGGGGGCUGGCCUGACCGAAGGACAGAAGACCCAGGAGCUCGCCAGCCCCAUUGAGCCGGGGCAGGAGGCCAAGGUCAGGGUGGACUUGGCCCCCCAGCAGUCCGGCCUGCACAAGCUUGUGGUGAAUUUCGAGAGCGACAAGCUGAAGGGAGUGAAGGGCUAUCGCAACGUGAUUGUCGCCCCGCUGCCCAAGUGAAGCUGCCUGACCCGUGCUCACCUGGCCCUGCUGACUCCAAGAUGAGCCUCUUCUCAAGAACUAAGGACGUUCCAGAGGCCUGGUCCAGAGUUCCCGCCGAGGCCCACGUAUCAGGCCCUGUAUACGUUAACCUCGCCACUCCACCCAGCCCAACAUGCUAAACCCUCAGUUCCCUCCCCACAACCCCCCAAAAAUCCCUUCCCCCAAACCCCUAAGGAAUCCCUCCAACAUCAGCAGAAGAAAAGGCACUUCGGUGGGCAGGGGGUUAUUGCAAAAGGAGCAUCUCAUUGCUGUGGGAUCAGCUCGCUGCUGGGGCUGUGGCAGGGGGCCUGGACCUUGGCAGCAGUCCCCUCGGGAAUGGCUGGGUGCACCUGGCACAUCUCACCGUCCUGGCGGCGCACCGCCAUGGGACAUGUCCCCGACAUCACUCAGCAGUGAAGCAGUUACUAAAAAUUGCCUCGCCUCGUGAUGUGGGGAACAUCAUCUGAUGAUUCUCGCUGUGGCCGCUUACAUUUGUAAUGGGGUGUGGGAAGAGUUAACCCCUCCCAGUCCCAGGGCAUUGCUAGCAGCCCUACCUCACAUCUAUGCAAAUCAGGAGGCAUUUUAACAGGUCUGAAAAGUUUGCAGUUCCAAAACCACCACUUCUUCUAGAACUAGACACCACCGAGAACCCUCUCCUUUCCCCCAGCUUUACAUACGCCACUGGGAAGCUGAGCAGAAUUUAUAAACUAACCCGCAGGAAGACAGACACUUUUCUAACAGGAUUGCACAGGGUCAGCAUUAUUUUGUACUAGUUAUCAAUGCCGGGAAAGUGCUUUUGAAACCAACGAGGUGGAAAAAGGAUUGUAUAAUGUGAGCAACACUGUGUUUGUUUUCUAUGCAUAUUAUAUAUACCCUCUUGUGUACAGACAGGGGAGUGUAUGCGCUUUUCUAACCCUUUCCACUAAUGUCUCGACAAACACUGCGUGCCGAAGACCAGACGUAACACUGACAUGAGUUCACUCUGUAAGCACAGAAUAAAGAGUUUAUUUUUCACUUUCAAAA